This is a messenger RNA of Camponotus floridanus (Florida carpenter ant), 1958 nucleotides long. RefSeq names its product TBC1 domain family member 20. Gene Ontology annotation, cellular component: endoplasmic reticulum membrane. The transcript is spliced from 5 exons. Gene Ontology annotation, biological process: positive regulation of GTPase activity; endoplasmic reticulum to Golgi vesicle-mediated transport. The coding region runs from base 1 to 1392 and encodes 463 amino acids. The record is from RefSeq and is a predicted model, not a curated record. Lineage: Eukaryota; Metazoa; Arthropoda; Insecta; Hymenoptera; Formicidae. Gene Ontology annotation, molecular function: GTPase activator activity.
AUGGAUGCCAAGAACGAAGAAGUGCAAUCCCUGACGGAUACGUCAACGCCGAUCGAAAAUCAUAAUCGCAACAAAAUUCGUAGGAGAAAUGUAGCGAAUGAAUCGGCAAUCAAGGAGGACAAUUUGUGCGAUCGUGUGCCUCUCGUGAUUUUGCCUGAUUCCACGAAAGCGUGGUAUGACGGUGUUGCGCCGCGGAUACCCGAUGUCAUCGACGAUGCGGCUACGUCGGGUAAACAGCAGAACGGAGUAGUGCUGACUCACGAGGAUGAUCAUGAAUCGGAUGACAACACUUCGACGGAUCCCCUUACUAAUCGAGAGAGGAUGAAAAUGAACGUUAUUCGCGGUACCAUCGCCAACCCGGAUCUAACUUUAGGAGAGCUAAGACUACUUGGUUGCAGUAGCGAAGGCUUCGUUAAUGAUGAUAUACGAAGGAUACUGUGGCCAAAACUUUUGAGACUAGUACAAGAGGAAUUUAUACCUAUUUAUGGAUUAGAAACUAUACAUACUCGUAUACCAAAUGAAGUCUAUCAACAGAUAUUGAAGGAUGUAGCACGUAGCGGUAGUCAUAUUUCUCAAAAUGCAACAGAAAAAGAGACAGAGAGUUUUCAAGAACAAUUGACACAGCUUAUGUGCUGGGUACUUCAUAGGCAUUCCGAAUUAAAUUACUACCAGGGAUAUAAUGAUGUAGCAGCAACUGUAUUACUUGUAAUGGGCUUACCAGCAGGCUUAUAUGUUCUUGAAAGUAUAUCGUUAGAGUUUUUGGAAAGAUUUAUGGAAAAGACUAUGGAAAAAGUAAAUCAAGAAUUAUUUUACAUAUUUGCAUUAUUGGAACGAGUGCAUCCAACGCUCCUGGAACAUUUAGAGAAUGUAGAACUGUUUCCACACUUUGCUUUGGCUGAGUACACAACAUGGUAUGCACACAAAUAUGCAGAAAAUAGGACAUUAUUACAUAGAUUAUUUGAUUAUUUUCUGGGCAGUCCUCCACUCAUGCCUCUUUAUUUGAGUACAGUUAUUGUUGCACAUAGAGCUACCGAAAUUUUCAACACUACACCUGAUAUGGGACACACACAUAAGAUAUUAUGUACGUUACCUGAUGACUUGCCAUUUGAAACACUUUUAGUAGAAGCAAAAGAUUUAUAUCGAAAAUAUCCUCCUGAAUCUAUCAGUAAUGACGUCAAAGAUUAUGAUCAUAAAAGGAAAAUUAAAGAGCAAGAGUGGAAAACAAAGGCAGAAGCAAGCCGUAAAGAAAGAGAAAGGAAACGAAAAUUAAAAAUUGUCCAGACAACAUCAAGAAUAUCUUAUCGCAUCAGAAGUUAUAAAACUAUCACUGUUGUGACUAUUUUAGCUUUGGGAAUAUAUGCCUUUAUAAGAUCUUCGACAGGGCUUAACUGACAUUAAGAGAUAUUAUUUGUUGUAAAAAGCUUUCACAAGAAUUUUUUCACAUUUUUUAAAGCAGAGACUCUCUACUUCUUUGAUAAAUCAGGAAAUAAAAAUUGAUUGUGAGAUUGAAAAAAGAUAUUAAGAUAUAAAUAAAUGGUCAAAGGAAUAGCAAGAAAUUAUGUAUUAGGAGAACAAUUACAAGAGGUUUAAUUGUCAAUAUUUGAGCAAAUCUGUUUUAGGAUAUAUGAAUGAAUCAGAUUUUUAUGCAUUCCUAUGCUGCCUUUAUACUGUGUUCUUUGGAGAUUGACCUAAACUUUUCGCAUACAUAUGUUAAAAAAAAAUCGUAAAUAUGUAAAAACUUGAAAAGGAAAAAAAAUAGAGAGCACACUAUUCCAAAUAUUUAAAAUUAUUAAAAGUACGAAUGUGUGUAAAAUAAGAGUUGCAUUCGAAAUUUACUUUUUAGAAUAAAAUUGUGUUUGACUAAUCAGGACAUAAAAAAAUUUCUUUGUUUAGAUAAUCAAACUAUUUUAUUCUAAAGAGUCAAUUUUGGAAUGCAAUUUAGAUAUUUAGGAAAACUU